AUGGCUGAGCACGAUCCAACGUGUCUGCCGUUUAUUAUAUAUUUUAUGAGGGAGAAAUACUUCAGACAAGCCAUAGGUACAGCGGCGACGGGUUUAAAACGAUACAACAAUGACCCAGUGCUUCGGUUCUUCAAAGCUUUUGGAACUUUAAUGGAAGGUCACACACAGGAGGCCCUGAGAGAGCUCAUCCAGUUGAAAGAUGUUCCUCAUCUCUCGCUCUGUUCAACUAUUGCUCUCAUUUACGCUCACAGACGAUGUGAAAGUAUCGAUCGAGAGGCUGUAGAUGAGCUGACCUCUGACCUGAAGCUGUUGGGGUCAUCAGCAGGUGACGGAGCGUUUUAUUAUGCCGCGCUGCUGUACUGGAUUCUGAACCGGAACCUGAAAGCCAAAACAUGCAUCAGUAAAAUGCUGAAGCUGUGUAAUGCAUCACCACAGGGGCUUAUUCUUAAAGGCUGGAUUCUGCUGACCUCUGAAACCGAAGAGAACAGACCUCAGGCCAUACGAUGUUUUGACAGCGGUGUUCAGGACUCCGGAAAUGUUUUUGGACUCAUGGGAAAGAUUGAGUUCUUCAUGGCCAAUCAGAAUGAGGCGUGCGCUCUUGACAUAGCCAAUCGGAUCAUAGUUUGUCAUCCAGACUUCACGCCAGCGCACACGAUGAAGAUGAAGGCGUUCUUGUCUCUGCGUGACUGGGAGCAAACGGAAGAGGUCGCCCUGAGAAUUUUGGAGAGAGAUGAACAUGAUCUGAAAGCUCUGCAAAUGAUGACCGUCAUUGCUGUGGCUAAAGAUGGAAAUAUGGGACUGGUGCGAGAUGGACUCCAGUUCAAUCUGCUCAAAGCUCGUGCUCUGAUGAGGUCUGGAGAUCUGAAGAGCGCCAUCCAGUGCCUGAGCAUUGCCAUGAACAUGCCAGGGGUCCGAAGGCCCUUAGAGGGGCCACAGUGUUCAGUCUCCACUGGUGAGCGAGUGUCUGUGUUCCUGGAGCUCGCAGAGGCCCGGAGACUCAACGGAGAACAGCAUGAAGCUUCUAAAGUUCUCCAAGACGCCAUUCUGAGCUUUAAAGGAACUCCUGAGGAAUCACGCGUCAUGCUGGCGAAUGUGGAUCUGGCUUUAGUGAGGGAUGAUGUGGACACUGCCAUAGUCAUUCUGCAAAACAUCCUGCCUAAUGAAUCGACAUACAUACAAGCCCGAGAGAAAAUGGCUCACAUUUACUUGGAGAGAAGAAGCAAUAAGAAACUAUAUGUUGCAUGUUACAGAGAAAUAAAUGAGCGGGUACCUGGACCUUAUACUAGUAUCUUACUGGCUGAUGCCUUUAUGAAGAUAAACCAGCCAGAGGAAGCCGUCAAGAUUUACCAAGAAGCAGAGAUGUCUACCAAAGACACCACAUUAGCCAAGAAAAUCGGCCACGCUUUAGUGAAAGCCCAUGAAUAUGACAAGGCUGUGAGCUACUAUGAAACGGCUCUGAAGGCCGAUGUGCAGGACUUUGUCUUGAGUGUGGAACUGGCCGAACUUCUCCUCAAGCUUCAAAGAUUUAAGAAAGCUCAGCGUGUUCUAGAGGAGGCCCUGGAACAUGAACAAACUGCUGCAUUGACAAUCGUGAUGAAUGACGUGAAGGUUUUAAGAGUGCUAGCGAGAGUGCUGCAAGCUAGGAAUGAGUCCGCUCAGGCCAUCGUGCAAAAGGCUCAUGAUCUCCAGAAGAAGAUUGUUAGUUGCAUUACAAACCAGUCAACAGAAUCAGAGGAACAGAGGAAGUUGCUGGCGGUCAUCUGCUGUGACUGCGCUCAUGAGUUUCACCUUCGCAACAACCUGGAGAUGGCCAAACAACUCUAUACAGAUGCCUUGAAUUGCAGCCCAGACAAUGAGGAGAUAAUCUUACAUCUUGCUCAGUUAUAUUUUGAGCAUCAGAAACUGGACUAUUGUGAAGAGCAAUGUCUGAGGAUACUGCAACUCCACCAAAACCACACCGAUGCAUCAAUGCUGUUGGGCGAUACAUUGUUUUGGAAGAACCAGAGAGAAGAAGCAGUCAAGACUUAUGCCAAUAUUUUGGAGCGAUACCCAGACGACUUUCACGCCAUGGCCCGGUUUCUGCAUAUUCUUCGCAGAGUUGGGAAACUAGAUGACAUCCAAUCUGUUUUUGCAGCGUGUGAAAAGUUUUGUCCACUGACGGUCAGAGAGCCGGGUUUUAAUUACUGCAAGGGUCUUUACUUCUGGCAUACCUACCAGGUGACUGAGGCCUUGACGCACCUGAACAAGGCCAGAGGAGAUACAAAGUGGGGCGAGAGAGCUGUAGAACUGAUGGUCCAGAUCUGUCUGAACCCAGACAAAGAGAUUUUUGGAGGAGAGGCUUUAGAUAAAGGACCAAAGGACAUGAGUGUGAGUCACCUGAGCAGUGAUUCAAAACAUCAGAUGGGCAUUAAUACAGCUCACAAUCUACUGAAGAUGUUCCAGCCACGAUCUACAGCUGAACAGAAUAAAGUCAAGCUGCUGUUUAACAUCUGUCUGAUCUACAGCAAAGAAACAAAACAGGUUGAGAAAGCUGUGCUGGAACUCACAGACAUGCUUUCCAAGAAUAUGAUGUUGGAGGCGUCGUUGCUUGUAGCAGCUCAAGGUCUCAUUCAGCUGAAGCAGAUUCCCAGAGCCAGAAACUUCCUGAAACGCCUCACUAAGAUGAAGUGGAACGACGCAAACGCUGAUCACUUGGAGUAUGCGAGCCUGCUGUUAGCUGACAUGUAUAUAAAGAUGGGAAAAUACCCACAAGUGGACAAACUUCUGGACAUCUGCACACGACACAACAAGUCGUGUAGUAAAGCGUAUGAGUAUCGGGGCUUUAUGAUGGAGAAUGAGAAGAGAUACAGUGAUGCUGCACUACAGUAUGAACUCGCCUGGAAAUACAGCAACAGAGUAGAUCCUGCAAUCGGAUUUCGUCUUGCCUUUAAUUGUCUGAAGUGCAAGAAUUACACACAGGCUAUCGAUGUUUGUCAUCAGGUUCUGCAGCAUUAUCCAGACUAUCCUCAGAUCCAGACUGAAGUUCUGACCCGAGCUCAGGUCUCUCUCCGACCGUGAGCUGCACCGAUACCUUCCAUUUUCCCUCCUAAAAGAUGUUUAUUGUCAAUGAGCGAGACGUUGUAUAGAAAGACCAUAUUCAAAUCCAAAUAUGUCUUCUCAAGUAGUACAAGGUCCUGUUAGGUCCUCCCGGACGAGCCCCCACAUGUUAUGUUUUGAUCCCUUUUUUUAGUCUAAAUGUUAAGGACCAAAGUAACAAAAGUGGAGAGAGAUCACAGGGACGUAACAACAUAACAAAGACAUGUAAUCUGUUCAAGACCAUUUUCUAUGUUUAAAACACUGAUCUGAUGUCAGUGCAAUUGCUGUAGUGGCACAAAUAUAUAUGUAUUCAGUUAUGUGACAUCAUUUAAAGUAAAUGCUAAUGUUAAUGUUAAAGUUAAUGUUAAGAGAACUUGGUUUGGAUACAUGUUAAAAUAGUCUAAAAGUGCUAUUUAAAUGAUUAUAUAGAUUUAUAGCAAUGUCUCAUAUCCACAAAUCCCAAAACCUUCAGCCAGACUGUCAUUGUUUUAGUUAGAGAUUGUUUAUUCAAAC
Xyrauchen texanus (razorback sucker) is the source of this 3588-nucleotide messenger RNA. It is a transcript of the gene ttc21a, whose product is annotated as tetratricopeptide repeat domain 21A. The transcript has 23 exons. Lineage: Eukaryota; Metazoa; Chordata; Actinopteri; Cypriniformes; Catostomidae. Gene Ontology annotation, cellular component: intraciliary transport particle A. The coding region runs from base 1 to 3057 and encodes 1018 amino acids. Gene Ontology annotation, molecular function: protein binding. The record is from RefSeq and is a predicted model, not a curated record. Gene Ontology annotation, biological process: protein localization to cilium; intraciliary retrograde transport.